Molecule: messenger RNA, 3930 nt
Organism: Zophobas morio
Lineage: Eukaryota; Metazoa; Arthropoda; Insecta; Coleoptera; Tenebrionidae
Gene: raw
Exons: 9
Coding region: 452-2320 (622 amino acids)
Cellular component (GO): plasma membrane
Source: RefSeq, a predicted model, not a curated record
CUAGUGUUUAUAUGUGGGUACGCAUGACGUAAGACUACUAUUGAAACUACGAUCGACAGCGGUGGUGGGGCCGGCUGAGUACAGUUCUCAGUCUGUUCCUAUAUUCGAAAGAGUUUGCGUUGUGUCUCUGCGUAUCUGUUCGUUCAUCGCUGCUUUUUUUUCAAGAAUGGCACGUGCCACGAAACACAUCACAAAACAAAUAAACAAGUAUGUCGAAAGUGCAAACAAAUGCUAGUGCCAUACCCGAUGAAAAGUUCCGCCGCACAAUGUUGGUAAUCACACCGGUGCCUAUAUCACAACCGAUAUUUUCAGUAUAUUAUUUUUAAACAUACGUUGGUGUCUGCACUAAAUUUAAAUCGUACACGCGAAACGUAGAGAAAUCAAUUUUCAAAAUGUCACCACGUUAACUUUCGACGACGGUUCGUUUUUUGGAAAAAUAUAACUGGAGAAAAUGGAAAGCGCGGUAAUGGCACCGGGAAGUACCCGUUUGAAAGUACGCGGGAAAAGCAACGUCGGACGCAAUUCGAUUACACGUCUUUUAACCCGCAACCAUAACAUUAAUAACAAAAAUAACCGCAACGGGGCUGCUAGACCCAAUUCGUUAAGGAACAAUUCAAACCAGAGACAUUUAAAUUUUAACAAGGGUUCGCGGUGUAGUAAUCAGGGUGUAGAUAACGCGGCGUACGCAAUUAAUAUCAACAUCAACAAUGGCAACGAUACCAGUGAUUCCAAAAUUAUUUUCUCAGGGAAUUUUACAAGAGAGGUUUACAAUGCAAUUUGCCCUCGGUUAGGACACACCCUCCAUAUUCCCGAAGAUUCCGUGCAGGCCCUAUUUAAUGAUAUGAAACUAUAUCCGUCUAAAGAUCAAGUGUCAGAAAUGUUAAAGUGUGCCAGACAGUGUGGACGACGAAAUGGGUCAUCUAAAUACAUCACCUUUGGAGAGUUUUGUGUCUUUGUUAAAGAAAUGAAAAAUCAAAAUUCCAAGCAGCACCGUAAAAUACAAGCUACCAAAACCAACAACAAGUGUGUAAACAACUGCGAAGUAUUCUUAGGGGGGUCGUGUAAUCCAACAACGUGGAGAGCUGAUACUGCAAUUCCAGAACUACAAAAAUAUGGUAUUACAUUCUACAAUCCGCAAGUUUCGAUGUGGGUACCAGAACUAGUGGCGCAAGAACACGACGCAAAGCAAGCAGCAUCUGUAUUGUUAUAUGUAGUAGACAGUCAAACAAGAAGUACGGUCGGCAUGAUAGAAGUAGCUUAUUUAGUAGCGUCAGGUCGGUGUGUCAUCGUAGUUGCUCAUUCUUAUAGACCUGGUCAAAGUAUUAUGGGAGAAACAAUCACAGCAAGAGAGUAUAGAGAUUUGGUAGAGGGCCAAACAACGCUUCUAACGUUAGUUCGAAGUAAGGGUAUUGAAGUCCACAAGAAUUUACCAUCAGCACUGCAAUGUACAGCGAAAAUUUUAAGAAAUGUUAGCAAUGAUAUGACUCCUGAGGAACAAUUAACGAGUAAGCUCAGAAAGUUGCGCGAAGUUUUUGACUCCUAUGGAGGUCAGAACGGCGAGAUCGAGAAAUUUGGUUUUCUGAAAGCUUUCCACCAGUUAACUCAACGUGAACUAACAACGAACGAAAUGUACGAAUAUUUGAAUUUUUCCAAUAAUCAGAGUAUAACGUUCGAACGAUUCUGCAUGCUGAUGGCCGAAAUCACCAGCGACAACUGUGAUAUGAGCACAACAAAUGGAUGGGUCAGUCAACCAUUUCAACGUCAGUGUUCGACCAACAACAACACCUGCAACAUUGACAACUCUCUUAUAAAUGGGACGAUGGAAGAACCCGUCAACAUUACCUCUUUUAAGAAAAAUUCGUACGACGUGUUUCUUGGUGGGACUCAGAGUUCGCAGUGGCGGGAAAAUAUAGCAAUACCGAUUCUCAAUCAACAAAAUUUAAGUUAUCCAAAUUCCACGAACGGUUACGAAAUCUUAGACAAUAAAAUCGUGACGGAUUAUGAUGUCUUACAGUGGAAGCAAAUGAUGGACAAUUCUAAAGUGAUAUUGUUUGUCAUCACGAAUGAUUCGAGAUCUUUGACGACCAUGAUCUUAGCAGCUCAUUAUAUUGCUAUUGGCAAGAAUAUGGUUUUAUGUGUCCAGCAAUUGCCGGAAGAGAAUUGUCACGUAGGCAACGAAACUCUCUCAGAACAAGCCAUAAAGGACUACAACAGAGGGAGAGUGUAUGUGGUAGACAUGGCGAAACGUAAACAAAUUCCAGUAUUUGAAGACAUCAGAGAAGCUGUGCAAUGUGUAGUAAGCAAAGUUCAGAGCAGAUAGAUAGCAGAUACCUCACACUUAGGCUCUUUUAUAUAUAAUUGGAAUUUUCAUUUCAUGACACAGGAAAUUAUCAUUUGCUCUCUUAAAAUUUCGCAAGGCAGCUAGCUCUCUUCCUGUUAAAGCAGCUCGUUUCAGGUGAAAUGAAAUUUAUGAGGAGAUAGAUACGCUUUUAAAUUUUUAAUUAUUUAUUAUGAACGUGUUUUAAUAGAAAUAAUUCUGUAAGCGAUUUUUUGUUUUUUCGUUGUUAUUGGUCACUUUUUUGGUGCAAUUUUUUUAUUCGUUUGAUCAUUGUAAUCUAACUUUGUGGGCGGUCAACGUCUUGGUUGAUGCCACUUAAAAUAAUUUUAGGUGUAAAUUGGAAUAAUUUUAUUAACGAAAACAAGAUGUUCACGUGUUGUGAUGUGAUUACCAUCACAGUGUACUUGUUCACAUUUAACAGCUAUACUUAGAGUGUACAGUGUAUAAAGUAGUAUAGUUCAAUUGUUAAGGAUAAGGGUAGCUACAUUUCGCACCAAAUGUUUUCACUAAGGGUAGAUGUGAGUCAAGUUCCUCUCUCUCAAACAUGUAAAUACGGCUGCUACUUAAGUAUACUAAGGAAUGUAUUUAAAAAGUAUAGUUGUUAAAUCCACGUUAAACGAUGAUAUUAUUAAACAUCACUCCAGCUAAAAUACCUACUUCACAUUUUUUUUCGUUAGUAUGUAGGUUAUUAAUUAAACUUUAUACAAAAUUAAUUGUACAGUAGAGUAAUUUAUUAUACAUUAUGUUUUUAAUAUUAUAAUAUAUUGAUUAUGUUAUUUGUUAUGUGCAAUCUAAGGUUGAGUCAAGCUGGUGUUUUAAGUACUUAAAGAGUGGUUGCUGCAAAUCCAGUUAGUUAUUUUAUGCAUUUAAAUCAUAUGAUGUGGAAGCGUCAAGUAAAUGUGAUCAAGCCGUCGUAAAUUUAUAUAUAUAUUCUCACAUUUGCUUGACUCAUUCAUUGUCUAACCAGCUUUGGAAAGGUAGGAAUUAUUAUAGUACAACAUGUGAAGUUUUCUUACUGUCUAUGACAUGUGAUUUAAUUGAUGACAAGGUAGCCAUGGCAGAGUAACAACAGUAUUUAAGGGUGUGUCAUGCAUUUUAAGCUGAUAAGUUUUGUGCAGUAUGUGAUUCCGAGAGCACCUCUUUCUUUAUAGUUGUUGGAAAUUGAGCGUUGUAACAAAGGGUGUUUUCGGUAUCCGUCUAGCUAUUGUUUGAAAGAUUGUUAAAACUGCCGAAGUUUACACAUACAUGGGAACGAAGUGGAGAUAGCUCCUUAGGCAUGUAUAGUACCUGACAAAUUUUAUGAAGAAGGAAAUUAUAUAAAUAUUUUUAUAAUAACUGAAUCUCAUCUACUAAUAUAACGACCUUAUCCUUUUGUUAACGUCGUAGGAGUUAGUUAUACAGUCUGCCAUUUUACUGUAAAUUCUGUGGCCUUUUUUCAUCACAUUAUACAGUAAAUUUGAGCAGCAUUUUCCUUACAUUCAGUGUAGUUCAACGAGUAGUUAACAACCGAAAUUUAACUGUAGCUAACCGUAUAAUAGCACUUCUUGUAUUUAUUAUUUUUUUAAUGUCUAAUAAAAUUUGUUAAAAAAUUA